CUAAAAAAAAUCUGUUAGGUGCUUAAGCCUGACGUUAGAGUGUGUGUUGUGUUUUUUUUAUUUUCUUUAGUCGUUAUAUUUUCUACUUAUGCAUUUAUUUUUAUUUUUGUGUGUCCGCGCCUCUUGUUUAAACUAGUUUCCGUAUUUUUGUUAUGUUGUCACUUAAUUUUUUUAAAGAUUUUUGUAACGCUUAGUUAUCUGUAAUAAUAGAUGUUCAUUUGUCUGCCGCCAUAUUAUUUAGGUCAUUUUUUCUUAACCGAAAUAAGUGAAAAUGAAUUGUAAGAACUGUUUAAACUUGAAGGUAUUUUAGAAUUUUGAUCUGAGGUGAAAUUGUUGGUAAAGAUACUUGGAAAUUUAUAAGGCAGAAGUGAGUGAAUCUCUUACUGCUUAAUAUGGCUGCUCCAAUAAAAAAUCAAAAAAAUUUGGCAGCAUUAAAUGAUGAUAAAGAACUCAUCAACAAAGAACACACUGAUACAGCAUCAAAUAUCAGUAGUAACCAUUUAAAUGCCCCAAAACAUGGGACUGUGAUUCCUAACAGAGUGUUUGUUGGUGGAAUUUCACCUUCAACAACCGAAUUAGAUUUAGUUCAUUUAUUUUCCAGCUAUGGAAAUGUUACUGGCACUAAAAUAAUUUCUGAUCGUGCAGGAGUUUCUAAAGGAUACGGGUUUGUUACGUUCGAGACCGAAGAGGAAGCCAAACGUUUACAAAAGGAUGCAGAAAAUAUCGUAUUAGGACAGCGACGGCUGAAUAUAGCACCUGCCAUUAAGAAACAGAGCUUCGGUCGCAGUACCUAUGAUUGUUCAGCGGGUGGUCCAGUAUCUCCUUCUCAACUGUACCGUCAAAAUGGCGUUACAUAUGCUUUUCACAACGGUAUGGCUUUUUUUCAACAACCAACUCCAUCAUUACCUCCAUCAGCCCAUAUUGAACAUAUGCCAGUCUUCCAAUCAGGUCCGCCAUAUGGAGCGAUGACGCCUAGCAGUCCUGGACCAGCAUACCCAUUUCCGUAUGCGCCGCAAGGACAACUGUUUUAUCAAGCUCCACAGUAUCAAUAUCAUGUUCCUCAAUAUGAAGGCUGUUACGAAGCAAGCCAGGUGAUGGUUACUGACGGAAGCCUGGUUAUUCCUCAGUAUUACCUGACACAUCAACCAACACCUGAAUUGGCUUUUUACCAGCCAGCUACAGUGCACCCGCAAGAGGCAUCACCACAAUCUGUGCCACCUUUGUUAUAUGCUUCACCUAGGACUUAUGAGUCUGCUAUUAUCUAUUCCACGGAGCCAAAAUGUGAAUUGGAGAAUGGUAUGAUCAAUCAUAAUGGAGGUGGUAUGGCUGUGAUAAAUAAGGAGGAGGGAGAACCACCAGCCCAAAACCCGAGGCGAACCCGUGAGGCAGCCCCUGUGGUUUCCUACGUUAAAAUGAGUAAAGGAAAGGAGGACCAGCCUCGAAGGAAACAUCACCACCAACACGACGAGGGGAGGAGGCAGCAUCAUCAUUUGAACAAUAAUAAUCCAGAUGCUGCUAACAGGAACUUGAAACAUGAUGCAAGGCGUGGCACUCCCCCCUCUGUUCCCCCAUUUCCAGCCAACCAUACUUGUCCUAACCCAAGACACCCUCCUGUACAGGUUCCUCAGUUCCCGUACUAUCCCCGCCAGGUCCUCGCCCCUCCUACAGCCCUCACGUCUUUCUACCCACCCCCACCACCACCUGCCCGGCCUAGGUCAUACUACAGGCCGAGAUAUGGAGGAGGAAGAGGUGGGAGCAGAGGAGGAGGAAAUGCCAAGUGGUUGCCUGUUCCUAAAGAAGAAGAGCUGGGGUUGUCCCAGGCACUGACACCACCCGUAACACCCCGUAAUCCUGAUACAGCUGCUGUUACUGGCACUACGAAUGGACCUGACGACGUCGUCCAGUCGAUCCAAGGACUUUCACUCUAGUCUAGAGCUGUUGCCUGGCCGGACAGUAUAAGACACGAUAUGUCUAUAUACCUCACAUCAGAUAACCUUCAUUCUGCAACUAUCAACUUGAUCUCAUUGAAGAAAAAAACCCCAAAAAAAACUAAAAUAGUCCUUUGUUUUCUCUUAAAUGCAAGAGAAUCUGCAUAAACUUGUUUAUAAAUAUAUACACAUAAUAUAUGUAAAAUAAAUUUGAAAACAAUAACUGCUUGUUUUCUGUUAUGACUUUAAAUUUUUAAGCUCAAACACAACACACCAAAUAUUUGUGAAAUCUAGUCCAAUACAGGACUCAUUGAGAAUAGAGACUGUUUGAUAUAAUUGUAAAUAUUAUAUAUAUGACGUUUACCUAUUAACUUAAGCACAUUGUUGUAAAAUAGUGCCAUUUUUUUUUUACUGUAUGGAUCUUGAAUUAUUUCACUAUUUAGACUUUAUCAGACUUUUUCUACCUUAAACGAAAACAUUAUUGCUCAAAAUUGGUGAUAAAAUUUUAUGAAAGUAGAAUUUUGGGUUUAUAAAGGUUUAUAGUUUCUCAAUAGAACACUGUAGUCUCAUAUAGAUAAUUCAGUUUUAAUCUCCAUUUGAAUUUUUUGCAAUCCAAAAGUGUAACAGUUAUAAAAUGGCAAGGAUUAACACUUGUACCUGUUAACGCUAUUGGAAUUGGCUAGUUAAAUUGUUUUAAAAGACAUUAUCUUGAAAAGAAAGAUGUACUUAUACUGAAAUUUGUAUGAAUGAGUUGGCAGUUGUUUAAGUGCAUUUCUGGUCUUUGUGAUAAUACCAGUCUAUUAAAGUAUCUAAUAAAUGUAUAAAAAAAAUAUAAAUAUAUAUUUAGUUAUAUAUAGAUGAUGAUUUAAUAUAUUUUGGUUUAAAU
Nezara viridula (southern green stink bug) is the source of this 2814-nucleotide messenger RNA. Lineage: Eukaryota; Metazoa; Arthropoda; Insecta; Hemiptera; Pentatomidae. The record is from the annotation of a GenBank genome assembly.